AAUGGCUUUUUGUAUUGACAAAAAUCAAUUGAAAAUCCAAAACUUUCCUGAAUCUUGGAGGGAUAAGCUUAAUAAUAUGAACUCUAUCUUGGUUGAAAAAGAAGUAUUAGAAGAAAUUAAGAAAAAUGAUGAAUUUACUGAAUCUAUUGAAUCUAAUUACAAUAAAUGGAAUAUCAAAAAUAAUUCAGAUAAAAUUUUAUUAUCUUAUAAUAGUAUUAACAAUGUUAAGAUCGAUAUACAGAUUGACAUACUAUAUGCUGAAAUUAAAGCAAUUAAACUGUUAAAGAAUAAAGAUUUAUUAAUGAAAGUGGGUUACAUACCUAAAUUUGAAUUUGAUCUUAUUGAAUUGAUGAUUGAAGAUUAUGUUAAUUCACGGUUUAAAUUAAGUCUUUAUGGAACAGAGUUAAUGGAACAUUUAUUGAAAAAAAAUAAAUUCGAAUUUAUUGAUAAGAUAUUGAAAAAUAUAAUUAAAUUGACCAUUAAGAAUGAAAAUAAAAAUUUUAUUUCAAAUCUUCUAUUAAUGUGGAUAGUUACUGAUAAUUUUUAUACAUUAAGUCAAUAUCCCGAGAUUAUUAAUUGGUUUUUAUCUAGAAUAGCUUUUUUUGUACCUGAUGAUACAUUAAAUGAA
Racocetra persica is the source of this 628-nucleotide messenger RNA. Lineage: Eukaryota; Fungi; Glomeromycota; Glomeromycetes; Diversisporales; Gigasporaceae. The record is from the annotation of a GenBank genome assembly.